AAACAGGGGAGGCCUGGAAAUUGUUUCUCUGUCCCUGCCUGCUACUCUCUGCCCUGGGUUUGGGGCUCUCAAGCACCCACGGAUGGCGUUCCCGGGCAGGGUGUGCCCCUAUGUUAUCCCAGAGAAUGAAGAAAUCCCCCAGACAGCUCUUAACAAUGUCCACCAGGCUAAUGGCAAUGAAGACGAGAGGGCUGUGUCCAAACUGCAGCGCAGGCACAGUGACGUAAAGGUCUACAAGGAGUUUUGUGACUUUUAUGCGAAAUUCAACAUGGCCAAUGCCCUGGCCAAUGCCACUUGUGAGCGCUGCAAGGGGGGCUUUGCGCCCGCCGAGAAGAUAGUAAACAGUAACGGGGAGCUGUACCACGAGCAGUGCUUCGUGUGUGCCCAGUGUUUCCAGCAGUUCCCAGAGGGACUCUUUUAUGAGUUUGAAGGAAGGAAGUACUGUGAACAUGACUUUCAGAUGCUCUUUGCUCCUUGCUGUCAUCAGUGUGGUGAAUUCAUCAUUGGCCGAGUUAUCAAAGCCAUGAAUAACAGCUGGCAUCCUGAGUGCUUCCGCUGUGACCUCUGCCAGGAAGUUCUGGCAGAUAUUGGAUUUGUCAAGAAUGCUGGGAGACAUCUAUGUCGCCCCUGUCAUAAUCGUGAGAAAGCCAGAGGCCUUGGAAAAUACAUCUGCCAGAAAUGCCACGCCAUCAUCGAUGAGCAACCGCUGAUAUUCAAGAAUGACCCUUACCAUCCAGACCAUUUCAACUGUGCCAACUGCGGGAAGGAGCUGACUGCUGAUGCCCGGGAGCUGAAAGGAGAGCUGUACUGUCUGCCAUGCCAUGAUAAAAUGGGGGUCCCCAUCUGUGGCGCUUGUCGACGGCCCAUUGAAGGGCGUGUGGUGAAUGCUAUGGGGAAGCAGUGGCAUGUGGAGCAUUUUGUUUGCGCCAAGUGUGAAAAGCCAUUUCUUGGACAUCGACAUUAUGAAAGGAAAGGCCUGGCAUAUUGUGAAACCCACUAUAACCAGCUAUUUGGUGAUGUUUGUUUCCACUGUAACCGUGUUAUAGAAGGUGAUGUGGUCUCUGCUCUGAAUAAGGCCUGGUGUGUGAACUGUUUUGCCUGUUCUACCUGCAACACUAAAUUAACACUCAAGAAUAAAUUUGUGGAGUUUGACAUGAAGCCAGUCUGUAAGAAGUGCUAUGAGAAAUUUCCGUUGGAGCUGAAGAAAAGACUUAAGAAACUAGCUGAGACCUUAGGAAGGAAAUAACUUCCUUUCUUUUGUUUUUUCUCUUCUGUGCAAAGAAAAGAGAUUACCAACAUUACUUGACUUGGUCCACCCUGUUUAAAGCUGUAUCUCAAAAUAAUUGAGCGUGAAGAGGGCCUAUAUGAAUGGUUUUCUUUAUCUCCUUUUUCUCAUUAAAAAAGAAAAAAAGCUUGUGUAAUCAUAUUUAAAACACAGAUGAGAUCAUGAUGCUUUUGUUAAAUACCCUAUCAGUUUGUUGAAAUGUAGACUAUACUUAACAGCAAAAACACAUGGUUAAAUGUUACAUGUUAAUCAAGGUCCAAAAAAAUUAAUUUAACUUUUAAAAAUGAAAAUAGGGAGUCAGCUUUCACAUGACUCAGAUACAAUAGAAACAUUAUUUUACUUUGUAUUUGAAAGAAAAUAAAUUCCAACAGCUGUUAGGGAGGAUAUAAGGAAGAAAAAUAACCAACCAAGAAAAACAAAUCUUGUAGAAUGUUAGUAUGUUUAUCAAACUAGUAGUUAUAAAAUGAAUAUACACAUUACUAAGACAAGAAACAAGUGCAUUCAAAACUACUUGAUUUCAUUUUUUGUUAAAUUCAAUAAUUACUAUGCUUAGUUUUAUAUUUUGUUCUCCUUGUGAAACUCUUCCUUCAUACAGUUACUUAACAUAGUAGUUAUAGCUAGCUAAUAGUAUGCCUUUUUAAAUUUUUUGCAAAAAAAAUUUAUACUAGACAUUUGAAAAUUCAGUACACUUUACAAUAUUGGAAAAAAUGAAGUAUUUUUUAAUGGAUUACAGCAAUUAUGCUUCUAAGCUUAAGGUCAAAGAUGUAGUCUUAGAAUAGGACACAAAAUUAAAUUUUAUGUAGCUUAGAAUGUAUCGCUUAAAAACAAGUGAAUUUAUAUGUAUUGGUCUUCUUGCCUUUAUAACCAUGCUGACUAAUAUCUGUGCUUCAUACAUAAUCAAACUUGCCUUGCCUUAGAAACAUACUUAAUUCAGGAAUCCUAGCUGUUUUCGUGCAAUACCAAAAAUGAGUGCAUUGAGAUUUGUAAACCCAAAUUCAUUUGCCACCACUGAGAUUUUUUUUUUCCUCUCCUUUUUUUGGGAAACACAUUGAAAUUAAUUUUUGUCAUCUUAUUAAAAGAAUGAUAUUGAUAUGUGUUUCAAGUUUUUCAUUUCAAAUCUCAUAAUUGGAUUUUAUUUAAGUAGGAGGUAAAAAUGACAUUUUUAAAUUGGAAGGGGAUGUUUAAAUGUCAAUUUUAGAUCAAAAGUAGUGAAUCAUUCUACUUUAUAAAAUGUUUUUUAAAAGUUUAUCCUAAAGUUUCUAGACCAUUCUUUCUUGGCAAACUUGUUUGCAAUGCAAAUUUUGUGAGCAAUUGUUAAAUGUUGCUGCUGCUAUUUUUCAUUUAAAAGUAAGUUCCCAAGACAGACUUCUAAGGAGGAAAGUAUUGGUUUUUUAAAAAAUUGCUGAAAUACUGUUUUGCCAUUAAAAAAAAAAAAACACCUCAGGAUGCUUCUCACUCUGCCAUUAAAGUAUUUGUAUGCAUGUAUUUUUUAAAAGUUUGUGCAUGCACUUUACAAGAGUAAAUUCUAUCUUGGUUUUCAGAUAACUUAUAACCAAUUAUUUUUUAGUGUUCUUUUAGAGUUCAAAGAAUUAUCAAUGAUUGAAAAUAAACAAUAUAUAGUUUAAGACUGUAUAUACUCAGUUUAAAACAGUCUUUGCAUUGGACAGUAAGAAUCAAAAUCCCUCUGUGUGCCUUCAUCAGCUAAUAUGUAACCAGCAAGGAAAACCUUGAAAGUAUUUAUUAAAUACUAUACUAUGGAUAUAGGCCAAAUAGUACAGGCUUUGGCAGUUUGGGGUCUUGAUGCUAAAUUCUCAAAUACCCCUACGGCAGAAAUAAGGAACAGAAGAGCAACCAUUUACCCAUAGUCUUAAUCAUUUUGAAGAUGCAUGAAUUCAGCUCAGCUUGUUUACAUAUCUUACACAGCCAGGCCUCUCCUGUAGCCAGAUGUCCCACUACUGUCUUUGCUCACUCUUUUAAAAUAAGAAUUGGUAUUUCCUGGAAGUUUUAGUACUCUAAGGGUAUUUUGUCUAGAUGCAAUACUUCCUUCCUUGAUAAGGGACAUCAUUGGAGCCCUUACCUGUGGGAAAGGAAGAGGAAGUCGAAAAGUUGCAAGUGGAAUAGAAGACUUGGUUGAGUUCAUAAUACUUUUCAUGGGGUUUUCCCUGGCUGUGGAAAAACUCAGGCUAGUAAGCAUUUCUCUGUUUAAAGUCCUACAAGGCAAUUUGAAAUAAUUCAUUGUUCUUACCCAAUUUCUAAGUGCUCUUUUUCAUACCAAGCCUAACAUAAUUGGGGGAAAUGUCUGGGUACAAGUAAAACAUUCUUUGGAUCAUGUUCAAAGCCUUAUUAAUAUUGUACCUAAAAUGAUAGGUCAUUUUGCCUCACUUGCCAAAAUAGCCAUUUCUAAGUUAAGGAAAUUUUGAGGUAGGCUUACAACAUUAUUGUUGUAUUUCAUUUUAGAAUGUAAGCUCGAUGGCAGGGACACUAUAUUGUUAAUUAUGUUUUUGUAUAGCAACCAUUGCAGUAUACUCUUGGUGCUUAAUAAAUGUUCAUAAUUAUUAAGAGUAA
Messenger RNA from Herpailurus yagouaroundi (jaguarundi), 3850 nucleotides. RefSeq names its product LIM zinc finger domain containing 1 (gene LIMS1). Gene Ontology annotation, biological process: positive regulation of substrate adhesion-dependent cell spreading; cell-cell junction organization; cell-cell adhesion. The record is from RefSeq and is a predicted model, not a curated record. The coding region runs from base 83 to 1246 and encodes 387 amino acids. The transcript is spliced from 10 exons. Gene Ontology annotation, cellular component: focal adhesion; cytoplasm; cell-cell junction. Lineage: Eukaryota; Metazoa; Chordata; Mammalia; Carnivora; Felidae.